AAAUAGCGCAGAAACGAAAGUGAAAAUAAGAUGGGGGUGUGAUUUAACACUAUACAUUGACGUGCCGGUCAUUUCCUUAUUAUUGAUCAGACGUGUCAGGAUGGAGGAAUAUCCUUACCCGAUCGUUGUUGAGGGGAACUGGAAGCCUGAAAAUGCAAAAAGUUUAAAAAACAAACUCCAGAUUUACUUUCAAAGUAAGAAGAAAUCCCAUGGGGGAGACUGCGUCGUACAAAUCAAUGAAAACAGCAGCACUGCUACUGUUGGGUUUAAAUCAUCGGAGAUCCGAGAUGACGUCCUCUCUAAAACGGAUCACGUGAUAAUUGUUGACAAUGUCGAAUUCAAGUUACAAGUGAGCAAAUCCAGCAAUGCAUCGAAAGAGCCAGACAACAGCAUACAGCUGAAAGAUGAAGCAUCUGGAUACCAAGAACCCAUUCAAAGUGCACCUCCCACCGGAAGUGAUCCGGAUGUGAAGAACCCUGAAGAGUCAUUUGCUGUAGUUCUGGAAAAUGUUGCAGAUGACACUACAAAAAAUAUUUUAUCUCUUUUGGUGGAGUCUGUCAGUGGUCUUUCUGAAAAGGACUUUACCGUGGACUUAAUGCUUGAAUUAAACACAGCAGUCGUGACUUUUAAAAGCCCCAGUGCUGUAGGGAAGUUUCUUGAGGAGAGCAGGACACACAAAAAGUUCAAGGACUGUGGUCUGAAGGCCCGUGCCCUGGAGAGGAGCACAUGUAUAAGGGUGGAGAAUCUUCCAUCUGAUGCCAAUAAGGUGCUGCUGGAGUUGUAUUUUGAAAAAUGGGGGGGUCCGAUAGAAGAAAUCAUCACAUUGCCAAUGGAACAAGCGGCCAUUAUAACAUUUAAGAAUGUUGAAGACAAGGAAAAGAUAUUGAAGAAAAAGCAUAUCAUCAGUGAUGUUCCAGUCAAGAUCCAUCACUAUUAUAAAUCCUUGGGUACAGUAUUGUAUGGCAGCAACCCACCAACAUGGAAACUACCUAAACCUUUUAAAGUCAAUAUACAUUCUGCCAUCAGGGAGUUCCUUCUCAAAAAAAAGGUAAUUUCCUCUAUCAAUGAUAAGAUGAGCUCACAUUUCUGCAAAAUUAACAUAGACAAACCUAAAGUUCUGCUCAGUCCUGAUCCAGCAUUGCUGAAACAGAAAGGUUUAACCAGAAAACAUGUUGAUGGUUGGAGAAAGAAUGCAUCAGAUGUCUUUGAAAGCAUUAUAUCCAACUAUAAAGCAUUUGAGUUGCCAGUAUUGUACCCCUUGUGGACCAAAGUGGAGAAUGAAAUAAAGGAAGUGGUGAAAGAUUUGAUUUUUACACAUAUUGAUGCAUCUAAAGGGGUCCUAACAGUGGCAGGUUUGGCUCAUGAUGUAAAUGACCUGAGACCACUCCUGGAGAAAAUGUUAGAGCGAGCAUCAACUCAAACGGAGAGAGAGAGGAGCAGUGUCACAGAACACAUGGAGAUGACACCUGGCAUGUACUCCCUGCUUCUACAGGAUGGUCUGCAAACCGCUACAGCUGCUUCUCCACAACUGCGCCUUGAUUACAACAAAAAAAUUAACAAAUUACAUCUAUCAGGUGUUCAAACUGAAAUUCUCGCCUUCAAGAAUUGGGUACUUGAAAAGAAAUUAAUUAUGAAACAGACUCCUUUAAAGAUUGAUCGUUCAUUACUAGAGUUCUUGAGAUCGGUGGAUUGUGAUGAGAUGUCCAAAGACCUGUUUGUGUCUCAUGGAAUAAAAGCUGUAUACACGGUAGAAAAUAGAGAUCUUGUUUUGAUUGGAAGCACAGACCGAGCACUUUCUGAGGCGCAGGACAGGUUGAAUGUGGUUCUUGAAUCUAAAGACGUCAUUGUAGAAGAUCAGGGUGUGCUUGCGUUACCACAGUGGCAUGAUCUCUAUAAACAACUGCAAAGUUUGUAUAGCACAUCCAAAAAGAGGACAGUGUUGAUUAACACAACACAAAGAGACAGAAUAACAGUGUCUGGAUUUAAGGAACCAGUGUUGGAGAUCAGCCAGACAUUAGGAGACUUCAUUGAGAAACACACUAGAAUUGAAGAUGUUGUCCCUGUGAAGUCACAUGCAGUGGUUGAAUUCAUAAAAGAGCGAAAAUUGCAGGACUGGCAGCAUUUUUUAAAGUCUAAUAAGGUGACGGUGCGUUUCGAUUUAAAGAGACCCCAGAUCAAGUUCUUUGGAGAGGGAAUGUUUGUCAAGGAAGCUAUGACCUUUUUCAAAAAGAUGGCAAAUGCUCUCUAUGCUGACACACUGACCAUUAAAAAGGCAGGAGCAAAGAAAUACUUCAAGGAAGGUGGUCAACUAAUGCUGUCGUUGCUCAUGAAAGAAAACAAAUUUGUGGUUGUGCUUCAAGAAGAUCAUAUGAUGGAGGAGGAGAAUUCAAACAAAGGUAGUUUUGAAGAUUUUGUGGGGUCCUGUGAGGUUUGGAUGCCAGGUGGAGUAACCGUUAAAGUCAGAAAGGCAGACAUUUGCACGCUAAGAGUGGAUGCUGUGGUGAACGCAGCUAAUGAAGAUCUGCAGCACAUUGGUGGAUUAGCCCUGGCGCUUCUUCAAGCUGCUGGACCAGAUCUGCAGGAGUGCUGUAACAGGUACAUUAAAGUGAAUGGACCUCUGCGGCCCGGGGAUGCCAUCAUCACUGAGGCUGGUCGUCUUCCCUGUAAAUAUGUAGUGCAUGCUGUUGGACCUCGAUACAACAGUUCAGACAGACCUGGUGUAGUGCAACGUUUAAGAAGGGCUGUGAGGGAAAGUUUAAAUCUGGCUUCAGGCAAACACUGCUCUUCCAUUGCAAUUCCUGUUAUCAGCUCAGGGAUAUUUGGCUGUCCUCUCGAGCUGUGCACAGAUACAAUUGCCAGGGAGGUGCGGCAGUUCAUUAAUGAUCAGUACCGCAUUGGCUCACAAAGUAAGCUUAUUGAGUUUCACUUGGUUGACAGUAAUGGCACCACUGUGAAUGCCAUGGCUCAAGCUGUCGGAAAGUACUUUGCUGAUUUUAGACCCAAAAUGAAUGUCCCUUAUCAAAACAAGCCUAGUGGCCGUGGCAGUUAUGUACAAAGAGGUAGGGGCAAUCGUGGUCGUGGCCGAGGAUAUCACAAACAAAGAAGCCAAGAGUCUGGAAAUCACAAUUAUGAACCAAAACAACAAGACUUUGAAAGACAACCCCAAUGGAGAGAAGAAACCAACUUUUCUGGUGGCAGAUCAGAGUCGUUUGAUGGGUCGAGUGUUCUUGAAACCAAAACUACACAUAUCAGACUACAACUCUUUUUGAGAGAAGGGAACAUCCAGGAUGCAAAGACUGAUGUCAUUGUAAACACUAUAUCAGAAGACCUGGACCUCAGUAAAGGUGCCAUUUCCAAGGCGAUCCUUCAGGCUGCCGGUCAUCAACUCCAAAAAGAGAUCACUACAACUGUUCCUGCAGGCAGGCUGAAUUAUGGAAAGAUGGUCAUCACAGAUGGGUUUAACCUGAAAUGUAAAAGAGUCUUUCAUGUAGUUUGCCCAUUUUGGCAAGGUGGUCGUGCCUCAGAAGACAGGGUACUUGGUCAGAUCAUUAGAGAUUGUCUGAAAGAAGCAGAAGUUCUGCAGAUGACUUCAGUCUCCUUCCCAGCUAUUGGUACUGGAAUCCUUGGCUUUCCUAAGGAUCUGGUGGCUAGGACCAUACUGAGUGAAGUCCAGGAAUUCACCGCUAAAAACCUCAGAGAAAUAACAGUGAUUGUGCACCCAUCUGACAAACAAAGUUUAGAUUGCUUUACUGGAAUCUUCAGACAUUGGAUUCAGAGUCCCAUCACAAAAGGAGCACAUCAGCAUCUUAUGCCUGAAACAAAACCUUUUGAUAAGUCGGCACAGGCAUCUGGGGAUUUUGGCAAGGUCUCCACUCCCUCUCAUGGGGUGAUCACUAUGAAGAUGGGUCAAGUGACUCUGGAGAUUUCAUCAGGAGACAUAACUAAAGAAAAAACUGACGCAAUCGUCAACUCAUCAAAUCACAAAUUUUCUUUAAAAACAGGAGUAUCAAAGGCAAUUUUAGAUGCUGCUGGAUUACAAGUAGAACAGGAAUGUUUAAAGAUUGUUGCGAGUGGUGCACCACAUUUACAGCAAACAGAGAUUGUGACCUCAGCUGGGAAGCUCCCAUGUGGAAAAAUCAUCCAUAUCAUUGGUCGUAAUACACCUUCCGAAAUUAGAGACGUUGUUUUGUCUGUUCUGAAGAUAUGCGAGGCAAACCAACUGUCCUCUGUCGCCUUUCCGGCUCUUGGAACUGGUCAGGGUGGAGCAAAACCAGCUGAUGUUGCAGAUGCAAUGGUUGAUGCUGUUGUUGAAUUUGUGAAGAAAAAUAAACCAACGAAUGUAAAGCUGGUGAAGUUCCUCAUAUUCCAGACGAGCAUGGUGGCAGAUUUUCAACAAAGCAUGAUCAAACGAUCGGGAGAAAAAUUGGAGGAGGAUAAAGGGUUUGUGGAAAAAAUGAAAAACAGGACAAAAGAAUUAUUUUUGGGGGAAUCUCCCAAAAAUGAAGAGUUGGUGAUGGUGGUUGAGGGAAUUGAACCAGUCGUGUUUCAGCUGUGUGGGGAGACCAAACAGGACUUGAAUAAAGCCAGGGAUAUCAUCGACAACUUGAUAUUAAGAGAGUUUCAAAACAUUACAAUCCGUGAUCCGGCUAUUGGUCAUUUCACCAAAGAGGAUGCAGAAAUGCUGAGCGCAAUGCAGAGAGAGCUUGCCGUGAGCAUCAAACUUGAGAGGAGAGAACAAGACUCGGCUAUCACAUUGGAGGGACUGACGAAAGAUGUCCACACUGCUGAGAGUCGCAUUCGGGACAUGAUCCGUAAGGUGGAAAGGAAUGAAAACAGAAGGCAUGAGGCAUUUCUCAUCAGCAGCGUGGUUGAGUGGAAAUAUCUGGCGAGUGGGCAGAACCUGAAAAGCUUUGAUAUGCUGACCAAUUAUGACCUGGAAAAAGCCUUACAGAGCAAAAACAACUCUGUGAAAAUAAAAAUUGAUAAUGAAGAAUACACGGUCGAUUUAGUUCAACUUCAGGCCACAAGGGGGAGUAGGCGGAUUGAAUUACAAAGAGUAGAUUUUUCAGCUGCUCAAUAUUCUUUACCUUCACACUGGGAGGAUAUGAAGGGACAACCAGUAGUUCUGGUAAAGCUCACAGCAGGCUCCACAGAAUAUACAAAAGUAGAGAAAGAGUUCAGGAGAACUGGACUGACUUCUAACAUAAUUCAAAUUGAAAGAAUGCAGAACAGCACACUUUGGAAAAACUACAUGAUCAAAAAGGAAGAUCUGGAAGCAAAGAACAAGCAUAAAAACAACGAGAAGCUCCUCUUUCACGGCACUGGCCCUGAUAGUACUGAUCAAAUCAAUCAUCAUGGCUUCAAUCGAAGCUACGCUGGGGCACAUGGAGCCCUGUAUGGGAAUGGUACAUAUUUUGCUGUGGACCCAAGUUACUCAGCCCGAGGUUACUCUCAACCUGACGCCAUUGGACACAAACGCAUGUACCUGGCCAGGGUGCUUGUUGGCAACUUUACUCAAGGAAAAGCAGGCAUGCUUGUUCCUCCUGCGAAGAGCUCCAACAGUGCUGAUCUCUAUAACAGUGUGACCGAUGACACAAACAACCCUACCUUGUUUGUCAUUUUCAAUGACGUACAGGCUUAUCCAGAAUACCUUAUCACAUUCCAGUAUAUAGACAUUGCCAGUCAUUCCUUAUCACUGUUUAGAAGUGUCAUGAUGGAUGGAUAUACGUAUCCUAUCGUUGUGGAGGGGAACUGGAAGCCUGAACUUACAAAAAGUUUAAAAAACAAACUCCAUAUUUAUUUUCUAAGUAAGAAGAAAUCUCAGGGAGGAGACUGCGUCGUAGAAAUCAAUGAGAAGAGCAGCACUGCUACGGUUCAGUUUAAAUCAUCGGAGACCCGAGAUGACGUCCUCUCCAAAGCGGAUCACGUAAUAAAUGUCGACAAUGUCGAUAUCAAGUUAAAACUGAGCAAACCCAGCAAUGCAUGGAAAGAGCCAGACAGCAGCAUACAGCUGAAAGAGCAAUCAUCUGGAUAUCAAGAACCCAUUCCAAGUGCACCUCCAGCCAGAAGUGAUCUGGAUCUGAAGACCCUUGAAGAGUCAUUUGCUGUACUUCUGGAAAAUGUUGUAGAUGACACUACAAAAAAUAUUUUGUCUCUUUUGGUGGAGUCUGUCAGUGGUCUUUCUGAAAAGGACUUUACCAUGGAAUUAAUACUAGAAUUAAACACAGCAGUCGUGACCUUUAAAACCCCCAUUGCAGGAAAGUUUCUCGAGGAGAGUAAGACACACAGAAAAUUCAAGGACUAUGGUUUGAAGGCCCGUGCCAUGGAGAGGAGCACAUGUAUAAGGGUGGAGAAUCUUCCAUCUGAUGCCAAUAAGAUGCUGCUGGAGUUGUAUUUUGAAAAAUGGGGUGGUCCGGUACAAGAAAUCAUUGAAUUUCCAAAAGAGCAAGCAGCCAUUAUAACAUUUAAGAAUGUAGAAGACAAGGAAAAGGUGUUGAAGAUAGGGCAUACCAUCUGUAAUGUUCCAGUCAAGAUUCACCCCUACUAUAAAUCCUUGGGUACAGCACUGUAUGGGAGCAACAGACCAACAUGGAAGCUACCCGUUCCUUUCACAGUCAGUCUACAUCCAGCCAUCUGGAAGUUCCUGCUCAUGAAAAAGCUUGUUUCUUUUAUCAGUAAUAAGAUGAGCUCACAUUUCUGCAAAAUAAACAUAGACAAACCUAAAGUUCUGCUCAGUCCUGAUCCAGCAUUGCUGAAACAGAAAGGUUUAACCAGAAAAUAUGUUGAUGGCUGGAGAAAGAAUGCAUCAGAUGCCUUCGAAGAGAUUGUAUCUAAGUAUACAACAUUUGAGUUGCCAGUAUUGUACCCAUUGUGGACCAAAGUGAAGGAUAAUAUAAAGGAUGUUGUGAAAGAUCUGGUUUUUACAGAUAUUAAUAAAGGGGUCCUAACAGUGGCAGGUCUGGCCCAUGAUGUAAAUGACCUGAGACCCCUCCUGGAGAAAAUAAUAGAGCGAGCAUCAGCUGAAAUGGAGAGAGAGAGGAGCAGUGUCACAGAACACAUGGAGAUGACACCUGGCAUGUACUCCCUGCUUCUACAAGACGGUCUGCAAACCGCUACAGCUGCUUCUCCACAACUGCGCCUUAAUUACAACAAAAAAAUGAACAAAUUACAUUUAUCAGGUGUUCAAACUGAAAUUCUCGCCUUCAAGAAUUGGGUCCUUGAGAAGAAAUUAAAUAUGAAACAGGCGCCUUUAAAGAUUGAUCAUUCAUUGCUGGAGUUCUUGAGAUCGGUGGAUUGUGGUGAGAUGUCCAAAGACCUGUUUGUGUCUCAUGGAAUAAAAGCUGUAUACACGGUAGAAAAUGGAGAUUUUGUUUUGAUUGGAAGCACAGACAGAGCACUUUCUGAGGCACAGGAGAGGUUGAAUGUGGUUCUUAAGUCUAAAGACAUCACUGUAGAAGAUCGGGGUGUGAUGGCAUUACCACAGUGGCAUGAUCUCUUUAAACAACUGCAAAGUUUGUACAGCACAUCCAAAAAGAGGACAGUGUUGAUUAACACAACACAAAGAGACAGAAUAAUAGUGUCUGGAUUUAAGGAACCAGUGUUGGAGAUCAGCCAGACAUUAGGAGACUUCAUUAAGAAACACACUAGAGUUGAAGAUGCUGUCCUCGUGAAGUCACAUGCAGUGGUUGAAUUCAUUAAACAGCGAAAAUCACAGGACUGUCUGCAUUUUCUAAAGUCUUAUAAUGUGAUGGUGCAUUUCGAUUCAAAGAGACCCCGGAUCAAAGUCUCUGGGGAGCGAAUGUUGGUUCCAGAAGGUAUACAGUUCUUUAAAAAGAUGGCAGAUGCUCUUCACGCUGACACACUGAUCAUUAAAAAGGCAGGAGCAAAGAAAUACUUCAAGGAAGGUGGUCAACUAAUGUUGUCAUUGCUCAUGAAGGAAAACAGAUUUGUGGUUGUGCUCCAGGAAAAUCCCAUGAUGGAAGAUGAGGAGGAGAAUUACAAUAAAGGUAGUUUUGAAGAUUUUGUGGGGUCCUGUGAGGUUCAGACUCCAGGUGGAGUAACCAUUAUAGUCAGAAAGGCAGACAUUUGCACGCUAAAAGUUGAUGCUGUGGUGAACGCAGCUAAUGAAGAUCUGCAGCACAUUGGUGGAUUAGCCCUGGCGCUUCUUCAAGCUGCUGGACCAGAUCUGCAGGACUGCUGUAACCGUUACAUUAAAAUGAAUGGACCUCUGCGGCCCGGGGAUGCCAUCAUCACUGAGGCUGGACGUCUUCCCUGUAAAUAUGUAGUGCAUGCUGUUGGACCUCGAUAUAACAGGUCAGACAGACCUGGUGUAAUGCAACGUUUAAGAAGUGCUGUGAGGGAAAGUUUAAAGCAGGCGUCAGGCAAACGCUGCUCUUCCAUUGCAAUUCCUGUUAUCAGCUCAGGGAUAUUUGGCUGUCCUCUUAUACUAUGUACAGAAACAAUUGCCAGGGAGGUGCGGGAGUUCAUUAAUGAUCAGUACCACAGUGGCCCACAAAAUAAACUCACUGAGAUUCACUUGGUUGACAGUAAUGGCACCACUGUGAAUGCCAUGGCUCAAGCUGUGGGAAAGUACUUUGCUGAUUUUAUCCCCAAAAUGAAUGUCCCUUAUCAAAACAAGCCCAAUGGCCGUGGCAGUUAUGUACACAGAGGAAGAGGCAAUCGUGGUCGUGGCCGAGGAUAUCACGGACGAAGAGGCCAAGAAGUUGGAAAGCACAAUUAUGAGCAAACAAACCAUGGUAGAGACUUUGAAAGACAACCACAAUGGAAAGAAGAAACCAACUUUUCUGGUGGCAGAUCAGAGUCAUUUGAUGGGUCAAGUGUUCUUGAAACCAAAACUACACAAGGUGGACUACACCUCAUUUUGAGCAAAGGGAACAUCCAGGAUGCAAAGACUGAUGUCAUUGUAAACACUGUAUCAGAAGACCUGGACCUCAGUAAAGGUGCCAUUUCCAAGGCACUCCUUCAGGCUGCCGGUCAUCAACUCCAAACAGAGGUCACUACAGCGGUUCAUGCAAGCAGGCUGAAUUAUGGAAAGAUGGUCAUUACAGAUGGGCAUAACCUGAAAUGUAAAAGAGUCUUUCAUGUAGUUUGCCCAUUUUGGACUGGUGGUCAAGCCUCAGAAGAUAGGGUACUCGGUCAGAUCAUUAGAGAUUGUCUGAAAGAAGCAGAAACUCUGCAGAUGACUUCAGUCUCCUUCCCAGCUAUUGGUACUGGAAAUCUUGGCUUUCCUAAGGAUGUGGUGGCCAGGAUCAUACUGAGCGAAGUCCAGGAAUUCACCCCUCAAAACCUCAAAGAAAUAACUGUGAUUGUGCACCCAUCUGACAAACAAAGUUUAGAUUGCUUUACCAGAAUCUUCAGACUUGAAAUUCAGAGUCCCCUCACAAAAGGAGCACAUCACCGUAUUAUGCCUAAAAUAGAACCAUUUGAUAAGUCGGCACAAGUGCCUGAGCUUUUUGGCAAGGUCUCCACUCCCUCUCAUGGGGUGAUCACUAUGAAGAUAGGUGAAGUGACUCUGGAGAUUUCAUCAGGAGACAUAACUAAAGAAAAAACUGAUGCAAUUGUCAACUCCUCAAAUCACACAUUUUCUUUGAAAACAGGUGUGUCAAAGGCAAUUUUAGAUGCUGCUGGAUUACAAGUAGAACAGGAAUGUUUACAGAUUGUUGCGAGUGGUGCACCAAAUUUACAGCAAACAGAGAUUGUGACCUCAGCUGGGCAACUACCAUGCGGAAAAAUCAUCCAUAUCAUUGGUUGUAAUACACCUUCCCUAAUUAAAGAUGUUGUUUUGUCUGUUCUGAAGAUAUGUGAGGCAAACCAACUGUCCUCUGUCGCCUUUCCAGCACUUGGAACUGGUCAGGGUGGAGCAAAACCAGCUGAUGUUGCAGAUGCAAUGGUUGUUGCGGUUGUUGAAUUUGUAAAGAAAAAUCAACCAACGAAUGUAAAGCUGGUGAAGUUCCUCAUAUUCCAGACGAGCAUGGUGGCAGAUUUUCAACAAAGCAUGCUCAAUCAAUCGGGAGAAAAAUUGGAGGAGGACAAAGGCUUUAUGGACCAUCAUAAAAACUGGACAAAAGAAUUAUUUUUGGGAGAAUCUCCCAAAAAUGAAGAGUUGGUGAUGGUGGUUGAAGGAAUUGAACCAGUCGUGUUUCAGCUGUGUGGGGAGACCAAACAGGACUUGAAUAAAGCCAGGGAUAUGGUCAACAACUUGAUAUCAAGAGAGUUUCAAAACAUUACAAUCCGUGAUCCGGCUAUUGGUCAUUUCACUAAAGAGGAUGCAGAAAUGCUGAGUGCAAUGCAGAGAGAGCUUGACGUGACCAUCAAACUUGAGAGGAAAGAACAAGACUCGGCUAUCACAUUGGAGGGACUGACGAAAGAUGUCCACACUGCUGAGAGUCGCAUUCGGGACAUGAUCCGUAUGGUGGAAAGGAAUGAAAACAAAAGGCGUGAGGCGUUUUUCGUCAGCAGCAAGGUUGAGUGGAAAUAUCUGGCGAGUGGGCAGAACCUAAAAAGCUUUGAUAUGCUGACCAAUUAUGAGCUGGAAAAAGCCUUUCAGAACAAAAACACCUCUGUGAAAAUCAAAAUUGAUAAUGAUGAAUACACGGCCGAUUUAGUUCGUCUACAGGCCACAAGAGGGAGUAAGCAGAUUGAAUUACAAAGAGUAGAUUUGUCAGCUGCUCAAUAUUCUUUACCUUCACACUGGGAGGACAUGAAGGGACAGCCGGUAGUUCUGGUAAAACUCACAGCAGGCUCCACAGAAUAUGCAGAGGUGGAGAAAGAGUUCAGGAGAACUGGACUGACUUCUAACGUCAUUCAAAUUGAAAGAAUGCAGAACAGCACACUUUGGAAAAACUACAUGAUCAAAAAGGAAGAACUGGAAAUUAAAAACAAGCAUAAAAACAACGAGAAGCUCCUCUUCCACGGCACUGCUCCUGAUAGUACUGAUCAAAUCAAUCAUCAUGGUUUCAAUCGAAGCUAUGCUGGGAUGAAUGGAGCCAUGUAUGGGAAUGGUACAUAUUUUGCUGUGGACCCAAGUUACUCAGCCCGAAGUUACUCUCAACCUGACGCCAGUGGACACAAACCCAUGUACCUGGCCAAGGUGCUUGUUGGCGACUUUACUCAAGGAAAAGCAGGCAUGCUUGUUCCUCCUGCAAAGAGCUCCAUAAGUGCUGAUCUCUAUAACAGUGUGACAGAUGACACAAACAACCCUUCCAUGUUUGUCGUUUUCAAUGACGUACAGGCUUACCCAGAAUACCUCAUCACAUUCCAGUAUGUGCACAUGUGUAACCGGUCUGACCACCUUAUUAUAACACCGACACCUGAUAAAUGUUACAAUGUAGUCUCGCAGCAGAGCCACAAGUGUCAUUACGAGUGCCAAAAUGAAAGUGAAAAUAAGCUGGAGGGAGUGAUAACACUAUUUACAUCGACUUGCCGGUCAUUUUCCUACAAUUCAGAAAGGGUUAGGAUGGAUGGAUAUCCUUAUCCGAUCGUUGUGGUGGGAGACUGGAAUCGUGAACAUGCAAAAACUUUAAAAAAUAAACUCCAGAUUUACUUUCAAAGUAAGAAGAAAUCUCAGGGAGGAGACUGCGUCGUAGAAGUCGAUCAAAACAGCAGAAUUACAGUUCGGUUUAAAUCAUGGGAAAUUCGAGAUGAUGUCCUCUCCAAAACGGAUCAUGUGAUUACAUUUGACAAAGACCAUGUGAAUUUAAAAGUGAGCAAAAGUGAUCCACCGAAAGAACCUGACAGAACCCCACAGCUGGAGCAGGCAUCUGGAUCUCAAGAACCUAUACAAAGUGCCCUUCCAACUGGAAGUGAUCCAGAUGUGAAGAACCAGCAAGAGUCAUAUGCUGUAGUUUUGGAGAAUGUUGCAGAUGACUUCACAAAAGAUGUUUUGUCUCUUUUGGUGGAGAAUGUCAGUGGACUCUUGGAAAAGGACUUUAGCAUGGAACUAAUACCAGAAUUAAAGACAGCAGUUGUGACCUUUAAUAUCCCCAGUGUUACAGGAAAAUUUCUUGAGGAAAGUAAAACACACAGGAAGUUCAAGGACUAUGGUCUGAAGGCCCGUGCCCUGGAGAGGAGCACAUGUGUAAGGGUGGAGAAUCUUCCAUCUGACAUCAAUAAGAUGUUGCUGGAGUUGUAUUUUGAAAAAUGGGGUGGUCCGGUAGAAGAAACCAUCACAUUGCCAAUGGAGCAAGCGGCCAUUAUAACAUUUAAAAAUGAAGAAGAUACGGAAAAGGUAUUGAAGAAAACGCAUAUCAUCCGUGAUGUUUCAGUCAAGAUCCACCCCUACUAUAAAUCCCUAGGAACAGCCUUGUAUGGCAGCAACAGACCAACAUGGAAACUACCUGAACCAUUUAAAGUCAAUAUACAUCCUGCCAUCAGGGAGUUUCUCCUCAAGAAAAAGUUAAUUUCCUCUAUCAGUGAUAAGAUGAGCUCACAUUUCUGCCAAAUAAACAUAGACAAACCUGAAGUGCUGCUCAGUCCUGAUCCAGCAUUGCUAAAACAGAAAGGUUUAACCAGAAAACAUGUUGAUGGUUGGAGAAAGAAUGCCUCAGAGGCCUUUGAAAGCAUUAUAUCCAAAUAUAAAGCAUUUGAGUUGCCAGUAUUGUACCCCUUGUGGACCAAAGUAAAGAAUGAAAUAAAGGAAAUGGUGAAAGAUUUGGUUUUUACACAUAUGGAUUCAUCUAAAGGGGUCCUAACAGUGGCAGGUUUGGCUCAUGAUGUAACUGACCUGAGACCACUCCUGGAGAAAAUGUUAGAGCGAGCAUCAGCUGAAAUAGAGAGAGAGAAGAAUAGUGUAACAGAAGACAUGGAGAUGACACCUGGCAUGUACUCCCUGCUUCUACAAGAUGGUCUGCAAACUGCUACAGCUGCUUCUCCACAACUGUGCCUCGAAUACAACAAGAAAAUAAACAAAUUAAAAUUAUCAGGUGUUAAAACUGAAAUUCUCCUCUUCAAGAAUUGGGUCCUUGAAAAGAAAUUAAUUAUGAAACAGACACCUUUAAAGAUUAAUCGUUCAUUAGUGGAAUUUUUGAGAUUGGUGGAUUGUGAUGAGAUAUCCAAAGACCUGUUUGUGUCGCAUGGAAUAAAUGCUGUAUACACGGAAGAAAAUGGAGAUCUUGUUUUAAUUGGAAGCACAGACCGAGCACUUUCUGAGGCACAGGAGAGGUUGAAUGUGGUUCUUCAAACUAAAGAUGUCAUUGUAGAAGAUCAGGGUGUGAUGGCAUUGCCACAGUGGCAUGAUCUCUUUAAACAAGUGCAAAGUUUGCACAGCACAUCCAAAAAGAAGACAGUGUUUAUAAACACAACACAAAGAGACAGAGUAAUAGUGUCUGGAUUUAAGGGACCAGUGUUGGAGAUCAGCCAGACAUUAGGAGACUUCAUUGAGAAACACACUAGAAUUGAAGAUGUUGUCCGUGUGAAGUCACAUGCAGGGCUUGAAUUCAUAAAAGAGAGAAAAUCACAGGACUGGAAACAUUUUCUUGAGUCUGAUAAGUUGAUGGUGCAUUUCGAUUUAAAGAGACCCCGGAUCAAAGUCUCUGGAGAGCGAAUGUUUGUCCAGGAAGCUAUGACCUUUUUUAAAAAGAUGUCAGAUGCUCUUUACACUGACACACUGAUCAUUAAAAAGGCAGGAGCAAAGAAAUACUUCAAGGAGGAAGGUCAACUAAUGCUGUCAAUGUUACUGAGGGAAAGUGGAUUUGUGGUUGUGCUCCAGGAAGAUCACAUGCUGGAAGAGGAGGAGGAGGAUUACAAUAGUAAAGGUAGUUUUGAAGAUUUUGUGGGGUCCUGUGAGGUUCAGACUCCAAGUGGAGUAACCAUUAUAGUCAGAAAGGCAGACAUUUGCAGGCUAAAAGUUGAUGCUGUGGUGAACGCAGCUAAUGAAGAUCUGCAGCACAUUGGUGGAUUAGCCCUGGCGCUUCUUCAAGCUGCUGGACCAGAUCUGCAGGACUGCUGUAACAGGUACAUUAAAAUGAAUGGACCUCUGCAGCCCGGAGAGGCCAUCAUCACUGAGGCUGGUCGUCUUCCCUGUAAAUAUGUAGUGCAUGCUGUUGGACCUCGAUACAGCAGUUCAGACAGACAUGGUGUAGUGCAACGUUUAAGAAGUGCUGUGAGGGAAAGUUUAAAGCAGGCUUUAGGCAAACACUGCUCUUCCAUUGCAAUUCCUGUUAUCAGCUCAGGGAUAUUUGGCUGUCCACUGGAACUAUGCACAGAAACAAUUGCCAGGGAGGUCUGGGAAUUCAUUGAAAAUCAAAACCGUAGUGGUUUGUGGCACAAACUUACUGAGAUUCACUUGGUUGAUAAUAAUGACAGCACUGUGAAUGCAAUGACUCAAGCCGUCAGGAAGCACUUUGCUGAUUUCAGCCCCAAAAUGAAUGUCCUCCACCACAGUAAGCCCAGUGUCCAUUACAGCUCUGGAGACAGGUCAGGAAGUGGUCAUGGCAAUAGAAACUUUGAAAGACAAGCACAUUGGAGAGAAGAAAUCAACUCUUUUGGUGGCAGAUCAGAAUCGUUUGAUGUGUCAAGUGUUCUUGAGACCAAAACUACACAAGGUGGACUAAAACUCAUUCUGAGCAAAGGGAACAUCCAGGAUGCAAAGACUGAUGUCAUUGUAAACACUAUAUCAGAAGACCUGGACCUCAGAAAAGGUGCCAUUUCCAAUGCGCUCCUUCAGGCUGCCGGUCAUCAACUCCAAAAAGAGGUCACUACAGCUGUUCCUGCAAGCAGGCUGAAUUAUGGAGAGAUGGUCAUCACAGAUGGGUAUAACCUGAUAUGUGCAAAAGUCUUCCAUGUAGUUUGCCCGUAUUGGAGAGGUUCAGAAGACAGGGUACUCGGUCAGAUCAUUAGAGAUUGUCUGAAAGAAGCAGAUGCUCUGCAGAUGGCUUCAGUCUCCUUCCCAGCUAUUGGUACUGGAAAUCUUGGCUUUCCCAAGGAUCUGGUGGCCAGGAUCAUACUGAUCGAAGUCCAGAAAUUCACCCCUAAAAACCUCAGAGAAAUAACUGUGAUUGUGCACCCAUCUGACAAACAAAGUUUAGAUUGCUUUACCAGUACAUUCAGAGAUCGGAUUCAGAGUCCCAUCACAAAAGGAGCACAUCAACACUUAAUCCCUAAAGUAAAACCUUUUGACAAGUCAACACAGAUGUCUGGGCUCCUUGGCAAGGUCUCCACUCCCUCUCUUGGGGUGAUCACUAUGCAAGUGGGUCAAGUGAUGCUGGAGGUUUCAUCAGGAGACAUAACUAAAGAAAAAACAAAUGCCAUUGUCAACUCCUCAAAUCAGACAUUUUCUUUGAAAACAGGAGUAUCAAAGGCAAUUUUAGAUGCUGCUGGAUUACAAGUCGAACAGGAAUGUUUACAGAUUGCUGCAACAAAUAACCAGCAAACAGAGAUUGUGACUUCAGCUGGGCAGCUCCCAUGUGGAAACAUUAUCCAUAUUAUUGGACGUAAUAAACCAUCUGAAAUAAAAGAUGUUGUGUUAUCUGUUCUUAAGAUAUGUGAUGCAAACCAACUGUCCUCUGUAGCCUUCCCCGCUCUUGGCACAGGUCAGGGUGGAGCAAACCCAGCAGUUGUUGCAGAUGCAAUGGUUGAUGCGGUUGUUGACUUUGUGAAGAAAAAUAAAACGGCAAAUGUGAAGCUUGUAAAGUUCCUCAUAUUCCAGACGAACAUGGUGGCAGACUUCAAACAAAGCAUGCUCAAACGAUCGGGUGAAAAAGUGGAUGAGGAAAAAGGCAUUGUGGAGAGGUUUAAAAGCUGGACGAAAGAAACUUUUGGGUGGGGCAAUUCAGAAUCUACUAGAAAUGAAGAGUUUGUAAUAGUGGUUGAGGACAUUGAACCAGCCGUUAUUCAGCUUUGUGGAGAAACGCCACAUGACUUAAAUAAAGCCAGGGACAUGAUCAACAGCCUGAUAAUAAAGGAGCACAUGAACAUUCCAAUCCAUGAUCCGGCCAUUGGUCAUUUCACCAGAGAGGAUGCAGAAAUGCUGAACGCAAUGCAGAGAGAGCUCACAGUAAGCAUCAAGCUUGAGAGAAAAGACCAAGACCCUGUCAUCAGAUUGGAGGGACUGACGAAAGAUGUCCACAUUGCUGAGAGUCGCAUUCGGGACAUGAUCCGUAAGGUGGAAAGGAUUGAAAACAGAAGACGUGAAGCAUUUAUGGUCAACAGCUUGGUUGAGUGGAAAUAUCUGGCGAGUGGGCAGAACAUGAAAAGCUUUGACAUUUUCACCAAUUUUGACCUGGAAAAAGCCUUACAGAGCAAAAACACUUCAGUGAAAAUCAAAAUUGAUAAUGAGGAAUACACAGUCGAUUUAGUUCGUCUACAGGCCACAAGAGGGAAUAAGCAGAUUGAAUUACAAAGAGUAGAUUUGUCAGACCGUCAAUAUGCUUUGCCUUCAAACUGGGAUGACAUGAAGGGAAAGUCAGUUAUUCUGGUAAAUCUCACAUCAACUUCAAAUGAAUAUGCAGAUGUGGAGAAAGAGUUCAGAAGAACCGGCUUGACCUUUAACAUAAUUCAGAUUGAACGAGUACAAAACAGCACACUUUGGAAAAACUACAUGAUCAAAAAGGAAGAUCUGGAAGCAAAGAACAAGCAUAAAAACAACGAGAAGCUCCUCUUCCACGGCACUGCUCCUGAUAAGAUUGAUCACAUUAACCAUCAUGGCUUUAAUCGAAGCUUCGCUGGGAUGAAUGGAGCCAUGUAUGGGAAUGGUACAUAUUUUGCUGUGGACCCAAGUUACUCAGCCCAAGGCUACUCUAAACCUGACGCCAGUGGACACAAACGCAUGUACCUGGCCAAGGUGCUUGUUGGCGACUUUACUCAAGGAAAAGCAGGCAUGCUUGUUCCUCCUGCAAAGAGCUCCAUAAGUGCUGAUCUCUAUAACAGUGUGACUGAUAACACAAACAACCCUACCAUGUUUGUCAUUUUCAAUGACGUACAGGCUUACCCAGAAUACCUCAUCACAUUCCAGUAGGGAUUUAGAGUAUCACUGAAUAUUUCUUUUAUUGUACUGAUUAGAAAAAUAGUAAACACUGAGAAAUGCAUGUGUUAUAUACUAACAAAGUUAGUUUGGGAAAAUAAUAACAAUGAAGGCUGUGGCAACUUGCUUAUACAAAUACUGAAAUAUAAUCCUGAGAAAAGUUUUCUAGCUGCUAUAGAAGGUUUCAUUGGACGCACAUGUGGUGACGCAAUUACAUGUCUGAGGGGAACUUUACUUCUGGUUUCUGUUUGUUUAAUGGUCUGACUAGUUGCUAAUUUGAACUCUUGAACAAAUACCUCAUUGAAAAUAACAAAUGUUUUGGUUUCCUAAUCUACAUGUAGUUUUUUGCUUGUUAUAUAAAUAAACUAC
Messenger RNA from Paramisgurnus dabryanus, 17347 nucleotides. RefSeq names its product protein mono-ADP-ribosyltransferase PARP14-like. Gene Ontology annotation, molecular function: transcription corepressor activity; NAD+ poly-ADP-ribosyltransferase activity; RNA binding. Gene Ontology annotation, cellular component: cytoplasm; nucleus. The record is from RefSeq and is a predicted model, not a curated record. Lineage: Eukaryota; Metazoa; Chordata; Actinopteri; Cypriniformes; Cobitidae. Gene Ontology annotation, biological process: protein poly-ADP-ribosylation; negative regulation of gene expression.